Molecule: messenger RNA, 1218 nt
Organism: Helianthus annuus (common sunflower)
Lineage: Eukaryota; Viridiplantae; Streptophyta; Magnoliopsida; Asterales; Asteraceae
Exons: 2
Coding region: 110-1084 (324 amino acids)
Source: RefSeq, a predicted model, not a curated record
CCCCCAUAGCCAUUGUUCUAUAAAAGAGUCCACACCCUUGUCUCCAUAAGACUCCCCCCACAAGAUUUUGCUUUAUUUCCCCACAAACAACACGGAAGAAAGAGAAAGAAUGGAUGAAUUUGCAUCUUUAUGGAGUUAUCAAGAGAAUAUUGAUGUACUGAAAGAAAAGCUUUUGUACACAACACUUGAAUUAGAAGCAGUAAAAGCAGAAACCAAUGAAGAAAUGAAAAGAAACACAGAAUCCAUGAAACAGUUAUUACAAAUGCUAAAGGUUGCUUGUCAAGAAAGAGAUGAAGCAAAAGAUCAACUUCAGAAGUUACUAAACAAGGCCAAGUCAUCAAAUGAUCAACAAAUGUUCAACGCGACAAACACGUCGGUUCCUAACUGUUUCGAUCAGGUUCAGCAGCCUCAUCAAGGCCCGUUAAUGAUGCCCACUAAAGCGCAUUCAAGUAUUACCGAAUCUAACAGUCUUUCCGAGGCUUAUAACCAGAGUUCACCUCCUGUUGACUCGCUGUUUGACCCCAUUUCGUCUCCUGAGUUUUCGAACAUGAACGUUGAAACGACGUUUGUUCAAAAUUACAAUCAAAACGGUGGAUAUUCGAACGGUUUGAAUACGUCAGAGAAUGUUCAGAAAGUGGACCAAGCUACCUUGGUCAUGGAGAACAUGAUUAAAGGCAAGACUUUGCCUCAAAAGGGGAGUUUCCUACAAGCAGUAGUUGACGCGGGCCCGCUUCUGCAGAACCUGCUUCUGGCGGGCCCGCUUCCCAGGUGGCGGAAUCCGCCACCACUAAAGUCAUUUCACAUCUCACCAAUGAUGGCUGUGGUUGAUCAAACAACCACAGCCCAAAAACAGGACGUCACACACACACAUCCGAAUAAGUUGUUAACGUCUCCUUUGAUGAUGGUGAAGCAACCGCAACCGUAUACGGAAAUGGCGUGUGGGAGCUCGUCUCAGAUGAUGGCUGGCGGCUGCAAUGGCGGUGGUGUUUUGAGUUUCGGUGAUGUUAGUUUUCAAGGGAGAAUGAUGGCUGCUUGCCCUGGUGGUAAUUUAGGGUCAAUUGGAAAGAGACAAAGGCUACAUUAAGAUGAUAAUUUUUUAGUUUUAAUCUUGUAAAGGAUUUUGAUACAUAACUGGUGUAUAUGGUGAAUUGGUGGGUAUCCUGUUUUUAGGAUUUUAAACUGAUUUAUAUCUAUGUUGAUUUUAUAGUUUUUAAUCAA